Messenger RNA from Humulus lupulus (European hop), 1064 nucleotides. RefSeq names its product NDR1/HIN1-like protein 6. Gene Ontology annotation, cellular component: plasma membrane. Bases 290 to 991 code for a protein of 233 amino acids. The transcript has a single exon. NCBI's taxonomy places the organism in Eukaryota, Viridiplantae, Streptophyta, Magnoliopsida, Rosales, Cannabaceae. The record is from RefSeq and is a predicted model, not a curated record.
CGGCGUUGACAAUUUAAGGACAAAAUCCUCUGUUUCUCUACAUCCAUACAAAUGUAACAGCGCCCUUAAUACCUGGAAAAAAAAUCUAAUAAAAUACUGUAAUACUUAACCAUCUCAUUAAACCUCUUUUUUUCCAUUUUCUCUGCUGACUAAUUCUCUUAAAUUCUAAAAUCUAGCUAGGCAUAGAAAAACAAAUCCCAAAACAGAGUCCUCUGUUUCAUUUUUUUUCUUACUAUGCCCGCCGAAAGGCUCGUUCAUCCAAAUCGCCACAUCGUUAUCUCCUUCAUCCAUGGAUUCCGGUUACCCCAAAAACUACGCCAUGUUCUCUGAGAACGAAGGAGGCCUUAAGCCACCGCCUUACCGCCGCAACAUCCCUCGGUACCACUCACACAACAGCAAAAAAUCCAGCUCCAGCUGCUGUUUCCGGUGCAUAGGCUGCUUCUAUUGCUGCCUUUUCCUCCUGGUUUUUCUCUCUGCUGUCCUCACUUUCUACCUCUACACAAUUUACAGGCCCCAGGUCCCAAACUACGGCGUCAACAACUUCUCCGUCAACACCUUCAACGUCAUGAAGGACUUCAGCCUCGUCGCCGAGUUCGUCGUCGUCGUAAAAGCCGACAACCCGAACGAGCAUAUCGGGUUCAUCUACGGCAAGGAUAGCUACGUCAUUGUCACGUAUACGAAUUCGGAACUCUGCUCCGGGAAGCUGCCGGCGUUUCACCAGCCGGUGAAGAACACGACUCUGAUGAGUGUGGAAUUGAAAGGGAAGAGUGAGUUCGGGUCGGGGCUCCAGGAGGCGCUCAUGGAUAACCGUCACACCGGGAAGAUUCCUCUGCUUGUAAUGGUCAAGGUUCCAGUGAGUAUCGUCUUGGGGAGUCUUCCGUUGAGGCAGGUUGUGGUGUUUGUUAACUGUUCGUUGGUCGUUGAUAACUUGCAACCGGACAAGAAAGCCAGGAUUUUGUCCAGUAAAUACAGUUACAAUGUCGAGUUUUGAAUAUUCGUGAUCAAGAUUUUGAUUAGGAGAAGGAAGAAUUUUGAAUUAGUGUUUCUCAUAAUGCAUGCAUGCA